UUUUGAUUUAUAGCAGUGACACCGAGCAGAUCUGCGCGAAGAAGAAAACGCUGGUAGUAUCCUAACGCCAACGUCUACUGCUUUCUCGCAACACGAUCCAAAAACGCGAAGAUUCCGCAAUCUUCAGCUUCACAGCAUUGACCUGCUUGCUCAUCUUCCCUUCCAGGCGACUCUGACUGCGGCAGUAUCUCUGAUUUUUGACAUGUGAACGUGUGUCGCCUUUUUGUUUUUUAUCGCCCGUGGCUGUGACGCACUUUACUUUUUAGUCUCUUCUGUAACCCGAUACUCAAGGACGGUUUGGUAGAGAUGCGUGGUGCGACACGACUUCAGGACCGUUUUUCAAAAACAAAAGAAGCUCCCCGCUCGUCUAGAGAAAGUUGAGACUAGCUACGCCAGUGGAUAUGAAUAUGAUAAUGAUAAAAUUCCAAGACACUAACAAACAGUACUCCUACUCGUAUUCCCUGUCCCUAGGAUCAAUGACAAAUAGCGCAGCAUCCUCGAUAUUCAAAAACAUAUGUUGAAGAUUCGGCUCACGCUCAACAGCGACCGCACACACUCUCAGAGCGCGACGAGGUCCUCGUUGCUAUGACGAACAUAAAGCACACCACGGGGCGCACGCACUUCCCACCAUGGUUCGAGAUUCUUUUUUCUUGCCAUUAGGAACUGAUAUGAGGUAUAACCGGCGGCAGGGGCAGCGAUAGUGGUUGUCAGCUUUUCCAGGAGUAGCCAUGCGGCAAGACCACCAGCACCAUGGCGGUCACGGGGGGAGACAUCAACAUCAGCAUGUGGGGAACGGCGGAGGUAGCUCUUCAUCCACCGCGCCGAUGGGCGCGCGCGGCGGACCUCGGCCCGAGGAGGACCCGGAAUACAGGUUCUGGCUGCUCUCUCCCCUGCAGCUCGGGUUUUCACAGGUCAGAAUAGCUCCGCAAUUCCAGGACGGGCGGGACAUCGAGAUGGCAAUUGCUGACAUCCGGGUGCGGGAAACAUCAAAGUACCUGCUUCUCGAGCACCCCUUUCCCUGCAUCGACGUGGUCCGCUGGCGUGCCAAGCGCAGGGACCCAAAACCGAACUCCGCACGGAACGAGAAAGACAACGGAGGUAUAUAGUACUUACUUAUUUGAUUGAUGAACAACUUGUCUUGAGCAAGCCUGAGUGCAGGGCCAGGACUCGUAGCAGGUCGAAAAUUAUACACCGAGGCUUGGAAGAUGUUGAAGUUGACUGCUACAGUUAACCUACAUGACACGAAUCCGACCAUAGAAACUAGUCGAUGGACGAUAACAAACCCUCGUCCUGUGAGUUUGUUUUUGGACCUCACUUCCCGACUUCACGCUCUACAGGUGGUGAACAAGAUGACGACGAGGAGGACAAAAUCGAGUUUCAGUCUGUGUGGAAGCGACAGGACCUUGAGGACAAACUGGGGAAGGAGCGGUGGUUUACGUUUGACAACCGGCGACUCUACUGCCUGCAGAAGUACUGCGUCGAAAAGGCCGCGGAGCUGCGCCGGAGGCAACGGUCGGACGCACGCUUGAUGCAACAGCAGGGCAAAAGUUCCACGCGGGUGUCCCCGAACAACGGGCGAAACAAGGACCUCUCGUCGUCCCCACCGCCGCUGCCCAUUUACAUUCUGUGUCGCGAGAUUCCGCGAAAGAUCGUGAAAGAGAUACGGAAGUUUCGCACGGAAAACAACGGCGACGCGGUACGCAUAGGGCACCACCACGACGAGUGCAGGAGUAUAUGGGACUGGCGCGUUGGAAAGGUUUGCGACGUGGAGCAGUGGAAACGGCACAUCUGUCCCGACCCCAGCUCGGGUGCGCAUCGUAAUUUUCAUUUUCACAUACGUAUGUCCGUCGUGUUGACUCGACGGUAUUUAUUACGGAAAAAUGCUGUUCUUUUGGCGGCAAACAGCAAUGCGACUACUGUUCGAGCAAGAGUUAUCGAAACAACAACUCCCACAGGCUCCACCAUCCUCACUCCCGAACUGAUAUCGGGAAUCCUGAGGCAAUUUAGCGGGCCUGACGUCUUUCUCACUGUGCAACCGCGAAGGAUAGAAACCGAUCUGGAGUACGAGUACGACGGAUAUCAUGGUUACCACGACCAGCACCGCGGCAAAGGACCGCAGACACCGAAGUUGAGCCUUCCUCUUCCGGAACACCACACCAACUUCUUUUAAUGAGGCCGGGGGCUCCUGCUCCACCGACGGUACUGCGGAUCUGCGUGAUCUAUGGAGCAAAUUUUUCUGCAGGCAGAUUGCGUCGAAGACCUCGUCAGCGCAAGUGGUAGCGCCGGCCGAAACACAUUUUUCAGCGACCUUUGAAGCGACGGACCGGAGGAAGGUGGAGGUGGAGUGCUGUGUAAGCCCUACUUUUCGUAUGGAGAUUCAACGAAGAAGAAGAUGACGACCUUUGUUUUUCACUCGACGUUGAACAAAAAGGACACAACGCGGACAGGAAAAGAUGCGCAGCAUCAUCUUUUUUUGCCGAAGGAAUAUCGGGGAGAUCUGCCUACGUUGAAGAUGAGACAGAGGAGAGACACAAAGAGGACUGGUCUCUGACCUUUGUCGUUCGCACUCUGAAAAAUUUCCACAUUUAAACAUGACGCUUUUGCCACGUCUUACUCUCAUAGGCUCGACAAACGUUAGACACAACCACAAGCGACCACAGAUUAGAUUGUCGCUCUAAAAAUCCAUCGCAAAAAAUACAACAACGACGACAUUAUCAUGAAACUUCUCUAACUCAUCAUUUGAUGCGCGACAUCCACGACGCCAUUUUGUGUUUCUUAUUCUUGUCCUAGAAACGUUUGACUGGCCGUAAGUCCGCCUCUCGCGAACGGGCGGGCAUGUUGGAGAGUUGCAGACACCCAAGCGCGCUUCUCCCCUACGCGCAAGCAAACCAUUUUUGCGAAGACACAACCCAUCCCGCCCCACAAAAUGUACUUAUGCUAGCACCAUAGCACAGCGACAUCAAUGAGCCCAUUCAUCGGGUGAAAGAAGUGAUGCAAACCAGAAAUGGCACAACUUGGGAACCAUGAAGUUUUGUGUUGCCGUUGGCCAAGAUGUCCACGCCCAGGAACAAGUCCAUGACGUGUCACGAAGGGAUGCGAUAAUCAUUUUGGCUCUAGUGUGCCCGAAGAUCCGUGAUCUUUGCUUCGAACGGGGAAAAA
Amoebophrya sp. A120 is the source of this 3159-nucleotide messenger RNA. NCBI's taxonomy places the organism in Eukaryota, Dinophyceae, Syndiniales, Amoebophryaceae. The record is from the annotation of a GenBank genome assembly.